GACCCGCUGUACGGCUCGUGGCAGCGCGGCGUAGACUGGUUCGCCACGGCGAUCGGGAUGCCGGCGGAGAAGAGGUACAACAGCGUCCUGUUCGGAGGUCUCAUUGGCUCGGGCUUCUCCCUCCUGCAGUUCCUCUCCGCGCCGCUCACCGGGGCCGCGUCGGACUGCCUGGGCAGGCGCCCCGUGAUGCUGCUGUCCCUGAUGGGCCUGGCCACCUCCUACGCGGUGUGGGCUGCCUCUCGGAGCUUCGCGGCCUUCCUGGCCUCCAGGGUGAUUGGGGGCAUCAGCAAGGGGAACGUCAGCCUCUCCACAGCCGUCGUCGCUGACCUGGGCUCCCCGUUAGCCCACAGCCAGGGCAUGGCAGUCAUCGGGGUGGCUUUCUCCCUGGCCUUCACGCUGGGCCCCAUGCUCGGGGCCUCCCUGCCCGCGGAGACGGCGCCCUGGCUCAGCCUGCUCUUCGCAGUGUCGGACCUGCUCUUCAUCUUCUGCUUUCUUCCGGAGACGCUGCCCCCGGAGAAGCGGGCGCCCUCCCUCACGCUGGGCUUCCACACAGCUGCCAACCUGCUCAGCCCCCUCGCCCUGCUCCAGUUCAAAGCUGUUGCCCACAGCCAGGAGCCCCCUAGCGCAGACAGGCUCUGCAGCCUGCGGCGCCUGGGCCUGGUCUACUUCCUCUACCUCUUCCUGUUCUCGGGUCUGGAGUACACCCUAAGCUUCCUGACGCACCAGCGCUUCCAAUUCUCCAGCCUACAGCAGGGCAAGAUGUUCUUCUUCAUCGGUCUCACCAUGGCCACCGUCCAGGGCGCCUAUGCCCGGCGGAUCCGCCCUGGCAGAGAGGUCACAGCUGUGAAGUGGGCCAUGCUGCUGCUGGUGCCAGCCUUCCUCCUCAUCGGCUGGGGCCGCUCGAUGCCUGUGCUGGGGCUGGGGCUGCUGCUCUAUUCCUUUGCGGCUGCAGUCGUGGUGCCCUGCCUGUCUUCUGUGGUUGCCAGCUAUGGCUUACCAGGGCAGAAGGGAACAGUCAUGGGCACACUGCGGAGCCUGGGUGCCCUGGGCAGGGCAGUGGGGCCUGUGGUGGCCGCCUCAGUGUACUGGCUGGCUGGAGCCGAGGCCUGCUUCACUGUGUGCGCGGGGCUCUUCCUGCUCCCUGUCUUCCUCCUGCGGAAGCUGAGGCACCCAACACCAGGGCUCAAGGCUGAAUAGCUAAAGUGCCGCCAGCCCAGUCGGGACCAUCAGGACGACUCCCCACUGCCAGAGACCCCUUCCUGCCCUGCCUAGCAAUGGCCUGGGGAGGGCACCUCACCACUCUGCUGCACUCCUGGGGUGAGGCACCAGCAGCAAACCUGGGCAGCAGAGCCCUGGGUGCCUUGCCCUGCCUGCCUCACUCCCCCCGCCUGAGCAGGCUCAGUGACACCAAGGCCUUCAAGCUUCUGUGCACGUUCUGCCUCAGUGGCUCAGGCCCUGGGCCAGGCUUCUGAAUGACAAAUAAAGCAGCUAUUUUGUACCAGCA
Messenger RNA from Chinchilla lanigera (long-tailed chinchilla), 1504 nucleotides. It is a transcript of the gene Slc75a1, whose product is annotated as major facilitator superfamily domain containing 10. Gene Ontology annotation, biological process: transmembrane transport. Gene Ontology annotation, molecular function: transmembrane transporter activity. Lineage: Eukaryota; Metazoa; Chordata; Mammalia; Rodentia; Chinchillidae. Gene Ontology annotation, cellular component: brush border membrane. The record is from RefSeq and is a predicted model, not a curated record.